Molecule: messenger RNA, 510 nt
Organism: Lottia gigantea (owl limpet)
Lineage: Eukaryota; Metazoa; Mollusca; Gastropoda; Lottiidae
Exons: 1
Coding region: 1-510 (169 amino acids)
Source: RefSeq, a predicted model, not a curated record
AUGAAAAAUACGAUUUCAAUUCUAUUUGUUACUGUUUGUUUUCUCUUCGUGAGUUCAACUAUCAUCAAUUUGGAUAGAUGGGAUUAUGAGUACUCUAAUUUUAUUGAUAUUAGAGGUUUGAAUUCGAAAGUAUUCUGGAUAAAAGGAGAACAAAGAGGUAUAGUUGCAUUAUUCAAAAACAAGGAUAUAAAUGGAUUAAUAUUCGAAAUUACGUUUGGAUUAUACAACAAUAAGCAUACUCAGUUAAGAACAGAAUAUACGAGGUCUGCUGUUAAUGAGACUUCACACCCAGCUUUGUUACUGAAUGCUAAAGAAUUUAAACCCUAUUGGAUUGAAUGGAAUGGUAAUAAAAUUGUGUUGGGUGAUGGAAUGGUUCCUGGAAGUGGACAGACAACAUUAUCAGGAGUAAAUACUAUAAUGGACGAUAUACAGUUUAAUUAUCUAGGCAUCAGAACCAGUUCAAUACCAGUAUCUUAUAUCCUGGAACUAUCAACUUGUAGGAAGAACUAA